Tarenaya hassleriana is the source of this 1595-nucleotide messenger RNA. RefSeq names its product putative kinase-like protein TMKL1. The transcript is spliced from 2 exons. Gene Ontology annotation, molecular function: ATP binding; protein kinase activity. The coding region runs from base 236 to 1327 and encodes 363 amino acids. The record is from RefSeq and is a predicted model, not a curated record. Gene Ontology annotation, biological process: protein phosphorylation. NCBI's taxonomy places the organism in Eukaryota, Viridiplantae, Streptophyta, Magnoliopsida, Brassicales, Cleomaceae.
GUUUCAUAAUUUUCUUACCCUUUUUUUCCCCACCCUCACAACCAACGAGAAGAAGAAAAAAAAGAACGAAUUUUCCGUCAAAAUUUACAGACUUUCCAUUAAAAUCUUACAAAUUCUCGGCGUCCAACGCAACACCCAACUUUCCACUUUCCCAGAAUCUCUGAGCUACCAGUCUCUUACACAACACCCGGAUUCCACUUUUUUCCUUGCCGGAAAAACAAAAAAUUUUCAUGAAAUGACAAGAACCCAUUUGCUGAAGCUGAUCCUCGGCGUCUCUUUACCAGCACUCUCGAUCGGAAUGGCCGCCGUAGUCAUCAUCUUCAUCUGCAGAAGAAGAGAGUCUGGAGAGCCCAACGUCGAGUCGCCCGACCAGAAGCAGGAGUUUUCCGACAAUGGGUCCGAAGCAGAAGAGCUUGUCACUUUCCAUGGCGGCGAAGAUCUCACGAUCUGCGACAUCCUCGAGGCUCCCGGAGAAGUCAUCGGGAAAUCCAGCUUCGGGACUCUGUACAAGGCGUCGCUGCAGAGAAGUGGCAAAGUUAGGGUUCUUAGGUUCUUGAGGCCUAUUUGUGCGGUCAGAUCGGAGGCAAAGGAAUUUAACGGCGUCAUCGAGACGCUGGGAUUCGCCCGACACGAAAAUCUGGUUCCUUUGUUAGGGUUUUAUGCCGGAACGAGAGGAGAGAAGCUGAUGGUUCAUCCGUUCUUCGGUUUCGGAAACCUGUCUGAGUUCAUCAGAAGUGGAGAUGUUGCGUCGUACAAAUGGAGCAACAUUACGAGAAUCACUAUCGGCAUAGCCAAAGCUCUCGAUCAUCUACACACAGGAAUGCAGAAACCCAUCGUCCACGGGAACUUGAAAUCGAAAAACGUCCUCUUGGAUCCGAGUUUUCGGCCUCACGUAUCGGAUUUCGGCCUGCAUUUGCUCCUGAAUCCAGCCACGGGCCAGGAGAUUCUAGAAGCUUCUGCUGCAGAGGGAUACAAAGCUCCUGAGCUGAUCAAGAUGAAAGAUGUGAGCAAGGAGAGUGACGUGUACAGUUUCGGGGUGAUCAUGCUUGAACUGGUUUCGGGUAAGGAGCCGAUAAACCAGAACCCGACGGGCGAUGAUGAGUUUUAUCUUCCCGAUUUCAUGAGGAACUCAGUUCUUGAUCAUAGGUUGUCGGAUUUGUACCGACCCGAGAUUCUCAGGAGUGACCUGAAGGAUGCUGAUAACAGUGUUACCGAAGAAUGUGUUCUCAAGUGCUUUCAGCUGGCCAUGUCUUGUUGUUCUCCUUCGCCUUCUCUCAGGCCGAGCAUCAAGCAUGUCUUGAGGAAGCUCGAAGAGGUCGGGAAAUAGUGUCCGGAACAAUGUCGCAUAAAAAGAGGUUUUGAUUUUGAUUCUUGAAGCUGUAAAAGUCUGUAAAUUUUUCGCCCGAGGAAGUAGGAAAAGUAACAGUUUUCCGAUAGAAGAGCUACGCUCUAAUUUUGUUAGUCGGGUUCCGAUAGAAACGUUUGAAAGAUUUGAAGAGCAACUGAGAUUCAUUCGGUAGUUUUUUGCCUGGAAAUGGAAAUGUAAUCACUUGGAUCCCAGAAGAGCUUCUGCAGGGUUCUGGCCCUUCUUUUUA